AGCAUGGCGGCUUCGAGCCCUGCCGCUGCUUCCCCUCCCGCCGCGCCACCGCUCCCCAUGCCGGCCGCGCCUGCAGGGGCAGGGGCAGGGGCAGGGGCAGGGGCAGGGGCCCCAGUGGCUCGCGGUAAAAAACGCCCUUCCAGCCCUGGGAACGGUAGCACCGGGAAGAAGAAGCGGGUGGCGACGCCGGGUGGCGGAGGCGGAGGCGGAGGGAGUUUCUUUCAGAGUACCAGUGCAGAGGCAGCAAAUGAAAAUAAAUCCGUGACUACAGAUUCCAGUACGGGGGCAGUAGAAACUACAAUCAAACCAUUGCCUUUCAAGGCUCCAAGCUUCAUUCACUCUGGCAUUGGUGGAGCUGCAGCUGGCAAGAAGAACAGAACCUGGAAAAACCUGAAACAAAUCCUUGCAUCAGAAAGGGCAUUGCCGUGGCAACUAAAUGAUCCAAGCUACUUCAGUAUUGAUGCUCCUCCUUCUUUUAAACCAGCCAAGAAAUACUCUGAUAUUUCUGGACUUCCUGCAAACUAUACCGAUCCACAAAGCAAACUGAGAUUUAGUACCAUUGAGGAAUUUGCCUACAUUCGGAUGCUGCCAUCGGAUGUUGUUAUGGGUUAUCUCACUCUCAGGAAAGCAGCAACUGUUGUUCCCUAAGAAGCGGAAGCAAAGCCAAAGCCUUUUCUGAAAAGUGGGUCACAGGAAUAAUGGCACAAGAUGUGUGUGUAUGUAUUAGAUCAAAGUUGUUAGAAUUAAUAUACAGAUUCUAAUUACUGAUUUAAUCUUGACAUUUGUAUUUAUUUGCUUCCAUGAAGCUUACUGUAUUGAUUGAACAAUAUACUCUGUUCAUUUAAUAUCACUGCAUUAGAACCAGACUUAGUUAGGACCUAUUGAGCUCUGCUUAAUUGGCAUUAAAAUCUCUGACAGCAAAGUUAUUUUCCCCUAGGGCAUAUUACAUGGUUUACUGAAAACACAAUUUUGAACUCUGAAGACCACAGUUUUUGUCCUGUACUGUUUUUGUCCCCUGGUUUGAAUCCAGACUUAGGUCAUGCUUAGGGUAGAUCGAUUGCAAUCAAUGGGACUUAAAAUUUAGUCAUGACUAAUUUUAAGUCCCACUGAUUUCAGUGGGUCUACUCUAAACAGGACUUAAGUCUAGAUCCAGUCCAGUAGCUUGGAUCUUUGUAUAAUCUCUACUCUCAUGGGGAAAAGGAAUGGGUUCAUUUUUCUUCUCUUGAAUUAGAAAGCAAAAAGAAUCUGUUGGAGUGUUAUGGAAGGGCUGGAAAGCAGAUAUUGGUCCAGAAGAAAGGCUUUGACAAGUAGCCAUUCUUGGCAGUCUGUCUUGCUGUAAAGAGGCUACCUGUUACCCAGGAACAAGAAGAUAGUGGUGCAUUUAGCACAUCUCUCCUCUUCCCUGUUUUCCCUGCCCACCAUCCCACCCCCUUUUAACCCUCCCUGAUCCUCUUCCAACAGCGACCCCGGAAGAGGAGACACCAAGGAACCAAACAAGUUUGAUAGCACACUGAAAUGUCAAUAAAAAUAGCCUCCCAGGGUUGGCAUUGUACAACUUGACAAGGCGCAGCAGCCUUUAGAUACCCUGAAACACUCCUCCAUUUAAGACUGUUCUGUCAAAUCAAAAGAGAAACAAAGACUAGUUUUGUCUUCCCACAAAAAUAUAAAGUACUGUAUUAAGUUCUUAGUUCAGUCAAGUACACAUGAACCGUAAUAACUUGUAAUCAUGGGGAACUGCAAAGUAUUGUCGCUAUAAAAGGUUUGAUCUUGGCAAUAAAAAGAUGGAAACAUUUGACAUCAUUAAAGAAAGAGAAAACAGACUUUCUUCAAAGAAGCUUAAAUUAUAGGUUUAAAUAGGAAACUGAUAUUGGUGCAUUUAUUCCCUUUGAAGAAUGAUCAUGGAUGUGACAUAACACGUUCUGAAAUCUAAUGAACAUGAAAGAAAAUAUUUAUAAAAUUCUGCUUUGUUGAUACUUGACUCUUCUAAGACAGAUACAUAAUUUACAAUAUGAGAACUGCUGCCAUUGCCAUUCACAAUAUGAUGAUAUUCUCCAUGUAUUUUGGAAUGUGUGUAAUGGGAAUGUUUACAAUUUGUUUCUUUUCGCCACCCCUCCCCGUAUCAUUUUUUUCUUUAUCGUCUUGCCUUUUAGAUGUCUGAGGGGAGGGCCGGUGUCAUUUUUUAAUCUUUGUACAGCACCGAGAAAAAAAUCGGUGCUUUAUCAAUGAUAAUAGUUUUGGAUGUACCCCUCCCCCCCAGUCUUAACAUUUUUGAAGCACGUUAUGGAAGUACUUUAAAAAUGACAGGAUAUAAUAUCCUGUAAGAUCCUAAAUAGUACUUUUAAGGUUUAAAAAUACAAUUGUAGUUUAUCGUGAACUAAUGAGUUGUUUGACUGCAGCAAAAAUGUAUAUUGUAUUUGUAUAAAUUAGAAUAAAUGAGCAUGGACAGUCUAAUUACCCACAUGUUUAGUUUUUAAUCGGUUUUUAAUGCUUUAUGUGUGUGUGUUCUGGGUUUUAGAGUUAUAAAUUUUGUAUACUUGUUUUUACCUCAAUUUUAGAAUUUCUGUAAACCGCCCAGAGAGC
Messenger RNA from Elgaria multicarinata webbii, 2580 nucleotides. It is a transcript of the gene INO80C, whose product is annotated as INO80 complex subunit C. Gene Ontology annotation, biological process: chromatin remodeling. Gene Ontology annotation, cellular component: Ino80 complex. The record is from RefSeq and is a predicted model, not a curated record. The transcript has 5 exons. Bases 4 to 648 code for a protein of 214 amino acids. NCBI's taxonomy places the organism in Eukaryota, Metazoa, Chordata, Lepidosauria, Squamata, Anguidae.